GGGAAAGUCUCAAAAUUAUUCGGCACUAAAGGAAGAAUGAAAUUGGCAUUGUUUUUACUGGCAUUUUUGUGUUGUUUUUCGGAGGGUGAUGGUGGCGGAAGUCAACCAUCGCCUCUGUCAACACACGCAAUUCGUCUAACUUCAAUACGUACGUUUUUAGGAGACCUAGUACAAUUGGAACUCAUUAUAGGAUACCCCCAAUAUUAGAGACACCUCUAUUUAAGAGACUUUUUUAAUUUGGUUGGCCACUGGUGUGAGGGAGUUGCAUAAGCGAUACUUUCUUCUUAAAGUAUCCUCUAAGAUACUUAACCCAGUAUUAGAGACAGCUCAGUUCAACAGAAACUGAUUUUAAAAUUUGGUUGGCUUAGGCAAGAGGUCCUGAAAGAUACACUAUUUAAGAUGCUUUUAUUAUAAGGUACAAUUUUUCAACCCCAUGUUUGUAGGGUUCCUUUACCGGCGAGUGGACUUAAUUUAUUUGACUGUUUAAUAAAGAUGGGUUACUUGAUAAAUUUUGUAAAAUCAAAGUUUUCUUAGGAGCUCCAAGACUUCAAUUUUUAAAACAUCGAAAACUCAAACCACCAAAUUCUAAUCAAAGUAAUCAUCGACUGACAAUGACUGAUGAAUCUAAAAGUCAACUAAGAGAAACUGAAGAGAGUUUGUCAAAAAUUUGGAAGCAAACAGAAUAUCCUUCAAAGUCAGCAAACCCGUUGACUUUGAAGAAAAAACCACUUGAAAAAGCUUUGAACAAGAUUAAAGAUAAGAAGAAGAACGAAGAGAAUAUAAAAAUCUUUGAGGAGGAAGAUUUUUUCAAAUUUUUAAAAGCAAAAAUUAAACAAAAAAGAGAGGAACGUCCAAAAUUUAAGAGGGCUCAAGAAGCUCGUUUUUCUUCUGGAAAAAUUUGGGUUUCUCCGCCAUUAGUGGAUUGGGCAGGGCAAUUAAAUGAAGAAAUUGUUGAAAAUCUGUUUAAAAAUCUUCCAAAAAUGUUGAAACAUGUAGAAGUGGCUGAAGAGGCUGUGAAUAUGGUUUUGGUAUUAGAUGAGAUUAAUCGUGUCAUGGAAUACGAGACGGCAAUAAAUGAAAUUGAAUGGGCUUUGGAGGAUGAAGAAGAGAAGAAAAUGAAGGAAGAGGAAGGGAAGAUGGGGAAUGAAGUAGAGAAGGAGGAAAAGGGUGAAGAGAAGGGAGAACUGAAGAAAAUGAAGGAAGAGGAGAAGAAGAUGAGGAAUGAAGUCAUGAAGGAUGAACUAGAGGUGGAAGAGAUGAAAAUGAAGGAAGAGGAAGGGAAGGUGAGAAAUGAAGUCAUGAAGAAAGGAAGAGAUGAGGAAGAGAAGGAAGGGAAGAUGAAAGAAGAGAAUGGGAAGAUGAAGAAUAAAGUCAUGAAGGAAGGAAUGGAUGAAGAAGAGGAAUAUGAAAAGAUGAGCAAGGAGAAGGGGAAGAUGCGGAAUGGACUUGUGAAGGACGAACAGGAUGAAGAAGAAAAGAAGGAGAAGAUAAAAGUUGAAAAAGUUGUGACUUACAAACAAGAAAAAUAUAAAGAUGGAAAGGGUCGUUUGUACCACCAUUGGCUAAAAUUAACUCUUUAUGGAAUUCUCAACAUUUCAGCGCCGGGGGAUAAUGUGGAUGAACGGUUGAAGGAAGGAUUGGAACGUUUAAAUCAAGCAAAUGAUUUUGUUAAUUUAUUACAUGAAGAAAACAAGUCUAGAAUUGAGUUUGAAGUUGGGGUUGAAAAUAGCAAAAAUUUGUUAAACCGCGCAGCUAAAGUACUCAACAAAUUUAACAAUUUUCGAACCUCUUAUUUCCAGCCAGGUUCCGUAUUAGAUAAAUACAAAGUAAUUGAUGACAAAAAAUUGAAAAAUAAAAAGGAGGUAUACAUUGAUAGACAGCCUUCUAUUAAAAUUAAGGAAGAUAAUUGGUUAGAAGAAGCAUCAAAAAAGUUGAGAAAAGAAAGGGAAAAGGAGUUAAAGCAUGUUAUGAAAUCUGUGAUUUUUAGUGGUAAUGCGCUUGUGAUUAAUAAAACAGUGGAUUGGUCGAAAGAAUACAAUGCUAAUUUUGUUGUUGAAAUGCUCUCUAGGUACAUAAUUAUAAAUAACUAA
Meloidogyne enterolobii is the source of this 2090-nucleotide messenger RNA. The record is from the annotation of a GenBank genome assembly. Lineage: Eukaryota; Metazoa; Nematoda; Chromadorea; Rhabditida; Meloidogynidae.